Rotaria sordida is the source of this 1296-nucleotide messenger RNA. The record is from the annotation of a GenBank genome assembly. NCBI's taxonomy places the organism in Eukaryota, Metazoa, Rotifera, Eurotatoria, Philodinida, Philodinidae.
AUGGAACGAAAAGUAUUAGAUAAUUCGGAAUCAUUAUUCUCAAACAAUGAAAAUUAUCCUGUUAGAAUGGUUUAUGUCUACUAUUAUCAUGAUUUGACAUUGCCUAAAAUUCCGCUUUAUACACUUUCCAACAAUCAACAAAUGAUUGGUUCAAUUGAUUUACCUUCAUUAUUUCAUCUAUCACUUGUUGGUCUUCUUAUUCGAGUUAGGCCACCGAAUCAUUGUACUCGACGUAUAGUCGGUAGUUCAUAUAUUAAAGUUUAUGCAUCUGAACCUUGUAUUGCCGAUAGAUUUCAGGAGAGUGAAAGAGGUUCUGGAUCUUAUCUUCUUUGUCCACCAGGUACAAUGAAUGAUGGUUUAGAGCGUUCAAGAAAAGAAUGUAUGACAUGUAUAAAAAAAAAUAGUAAGUACAAACUAUUGUCUUCGUGCUCCUUUGAUAGAAAUUUCAAUGAUCGAUGUUCAAAAAUUUCGAUCAAGCAACUUUUUAUCCUGAUUGACCUAAAUCAACGAAAUUCGAUGAUUAGAUUAAAUACAAAAUCAAUUGAUUGUCUUUUUUAUUUCUUGUCGAUGGUAGAUUUUAAUUGUCAUGAUUAUUAUCUUUCUUGUCUUGGUUAUUAUUAAAGUUUUAGUUUAUUUUCCUAAAUAUAAAAAAUGUCGACAAUUUCGCUCGACUAUAUUAAUUAAAAUAGAUCUUAUUGAAAAAGAUAGUACAUAGAUAGGUGAAAUUGUUUGACUAUUCAUCUUAGUUCUUAUUAUAUUUGCAAUAAAAUUUAGUAAAAUAAAUACUUGAAUUUAUUAAUACUGGAUUUACAUGUGAUCAUUUAACUAUGCAAGAGAGAAUGACUGAUGAAAAUUUAUAUAUUUUUUCGACAAAUUACAAGGGUGUGUGGGUGUGGAUCUUUCCUUCAAUGGCACCCACAACCACACUUACCCCCAUACCCUCAAAUCCACGUCCACCCACUCACACUUACACCCACAUCCAUCCAUACCCCGCAUCUCACACUCCACCCACAUUCACAUCCCAUACCCACACUCCACACACUCAAGGGAGCAACGUAGAAUGAAAGAUCACAUAUACUUCUCAAUGGAGAUUUUCAAUAUUUGAUGCUAUUGGAUAUCUACUUUCCUUUAUAUUUCUUCGCCAAAUAUUUGUUUUUCAAAUUUUUCUCUUCUGAAUUUUGCCAGACAUAUUAUGAUGAAGAUGUAUAAAAUUUCCAUCAAAAGCAUAGGAAAUGGGAUUUGAACACUAUAUUCCAGUUACUUAUUCAAUGCUUCACAUGGAUAAUAUAUUAGUAA